Messenger RNA from Dermatophagoides pteronyssinus (European house dust mite), 1379 nucleotides. RefSeq lists its product as uncharacterized. The record is from RefSeq and is a predicted model, not a curated record. NCBI's taxonomy places the organism in Eukaryota, Metazoa, Arthropoda, Arachnida, Sarcoptiformes, Pyroglyphidae.
AUGGCCAAUAUUGAUUCGAUUCAUAAUAAUAAUAAUAUCAAAACUAUUUCAGAAUAUUUUGAAUGUUAUGAACGUUUUGAAAAUAAUAAACAUAUUGAUCAUAUUGAACGUGAUGAAAAUGGAACUAUUAUUUUUAUGAAAAAACCGGAUAAAUCUGAAAAAACUAUUGUUAUUGUUAUAGCUAUUGCUAUUUCAAUACAACUUAUUGUUUUAUUAAUAUCAAUUAUAUGGUGUUUAUGUUGUCGACAUAGACAACGACGAAAACAACAACAACAACAACAACAAAGACUAAAAAAACUUAAAACAAUUGAAUUAAAUCAAUCACAAAAACAACAAAACAAAUGGUCAUUUCCAAAUUUUUCGAUACAAAAUGCAAAACGAUCAAUAAGAUCAAUAAGAUUUCCCAUUGAAAUGAUCAACAGAUCAAAUAAAAAAAGUUCAUCAUUUGGACCUGUAUCAACAACAACAACAACAACAACAGCAACAGAAAAUUCUAUCCGAAAUACUGAAUUUGAUCGUGGUGGUGGUGGUGGAACGGAACUAACGGAAACAAUUGAAAUGACGGAAAAAUCUAUUUCUAAAACUAAUAAAAACAAACGUAUUGCAUUGCCAAAACAACAACAACCACAAUCAAAAUUAACAAAAGAUCAACAACAAUUAGCAUCAUUAUUUGAAAAAGUAAUUAAAAAAAUUGAUUUAACUAAAAUGGCUGCUUUGCAAUCAAAAUCAAAGUCAAAAUCAAAAUCACAAAAACUACCACCACAAUUAGCAGUAGCAACAACAACAACAUCAACAAUAACAUUAUCUGAUUAUUUUGGUGGUAAUAAGGAUCAUGGUAAAAAACCAAUAUUAUUGGAUGAAGAAAAAACAUUAAUGAAAAUUCUGGAAGAAUCAUCAACAACAACAGAAGAUGGUGGUAGUUUCAAAAGAAAACGUUCAAUUGAUGAUAGUUUAAAUGAAAUACAAAGAAAUCGUAAAGCAGCCGUAAAAGAUAAACAAAAACGUCGUGAACAACAAUUACUUAAAGUAAUUAAAAUAUUAGCAAAAGAUUCAAGAGAUUUUCGAAAACAUCGACGAUUAUUACGACUCGAUAAUGAUGAUGAUGAUGAUAGUGAUAAUGAUUUUGAUGAUGAUGAUGAUUUUAGUAGAACUCGAACAAGAACAAACGAAAAUCUAAUAGGAAAAACUGUUCGUUCAAGAGAAGCAACUGAUCCACAAUUAGUACGUGAUCUAUUGGAUAAUCUUGCUCGUCAUCGUGAACGUAAACGACGAUUACGAUUAUUACAAAUAAAAAAACAACAACCAACAACAACAACAAAAAAAGAACAGCAAACAAAACCGAAUUGAAAAAAAUAUUGAAUAAAUUUUGAAAAUUUGAA